Molecule: messenger RNA, 1353 nt
Organism: Hibiscus syriacus
Lineage: Eukaryota; Viridiplantae; Streptophyta; Magnoliopsida; Malvales; Malvaceae
Product: U-box domain-containing protein 4-like
Exons: 2
Coding region: 79-1188 (369 amino acids)
Cellular component (GO): cytoplasm; nucleus
Molecular function (GO): protein binding
Source: RefSeq, a predicted model, not a curated record
CUCUCUUUACCUGUUACCACUUAGAUUUUUUUCCUCUUCUUCUCUAUUAAGCCACCGACUCUUCUUCUUCUUCUUCCGAUGGACACCUCAGCUGAAAAUCAGAGCCCUUCUUCGUCAGACGUGGAUGUCACGCCGCGUGGAGCAUCCUCAUCCGUCCUUCGGGCCCUGCAGUUAAUCCAAUACGACGACGACGAUUCCAAGCUUCAAGCCGCCAAGGAAAUCCGCCGUCUCACCAAAACUUCCCAGAGGUGUCGGCGGCUUCUCUCCGACGCUGUCAUCCCACUCGUUUCUAUGCUCCGAGUUGAUUCACCUGAGUCCCACCACGAGUCCGCCCUUCUCGCCCUCCUCAACCUUGCCGUUAAAGACGAAAAGAACAAGAUGAGCAUUGUGGAAGCAGGUGCAUUGGAGGCAGUUAUUAGAUUCCUUCAAAGUGAUAACUUAAACCUACAGGGCACUGCAACAGCAGCUUUGCUCACUCUCUCUGCUUCUGUCAACAACAAGCCGAUCAUCGGCGCAUCCGGUGCCAUUCCUCUGCUUGUACAUAUCCUUGGACAUGGAACCACACAGGCUAAGGUUGAUGCUGUGAUGGCUCUAUCCAAUCUCUCGACGCAUACAGACAAUCUUACCGUCAUUAAACAAAGCAGUUCCAUCCCUGCCAUUGUUAGUUUACUGAAAGCCUCGAAAAAGUCUUCGAAAACAGCGGAAAAAUGCUGUUCCGUGAUAGAAUCCUUGGUGGGUUUCGAUGAAGGAAGAACAGCUUUGGCGGCUGAAGAUGGCGGAAUAUUAGCAGUCAUCGAGGUGCUCGAAAACGGCACUGUCCAGGCUAGGGAACAUGCCGUUGGGGCACUGCUGACUAUAUGCGAGAGCGACCGAUGUAAAUACCGGGAACCGAUUCUUAGAGAAGGUGUGAUCCCGGGAGUACUGGAGCUAACAGUGCAAGGAACACCAAAAUCUCAGACAAAAGCCAAGACCCUUUUGAGGUUACUGAGGGAGAGUCCAUAUCCGAGAUCGGAGCUCGAACCGGACACACUAGAGAACAUUGUUUGCAACAUAAUCUCUCAGAUCGAUGGGGACGAGCAGUCUAGUAAAGCAAAGAAGAUGCUGGCAGAGAUGGUGCAAGUCAGUAUGGAGCAGAGCUUGAGACAUUUACAGCAAAGAGCUCUGGUUUGCACGCCAACUGAUUUGUGACUGUUUUGGUGGGGUUUAAUACGUAAAGUUUCAUAAGCAUAUAUAGUGAAAAAUGCCGGUCCAGGCCGCAUGUGGUGGUUCGGGUGACUGGUAAAAGAUGUGAAUAAACUGGGAAUUAUGUGUUUCUAGUUUGCUUGUGUACAAGCAAUCAAGGUCUUUCUUCAA